Moneuplotes crassus is the source of this 2298-nucleotide messenger RNA. NCBI's taxonomy places the organism in Eukaryota, Ciliophora, Spirotrichea, Euplotida, Euplotidae. The record is from the annotation of a GenBank genome assembly.
GUUAAAUUAUUGCAAAAUAUGUCGUUUUAUAGCCCAUCACAGUCAUUCUCUUCUCAGAGGAGCUGAAUGCAAUCUUCAAAGAUGAAUAGUUCCAGAGCAAGUUCACUGUUUGGCUCAAGGAGCACAGAGCCGAUUGAUUAUGAGUUUGCUCUUAAGGUCCCAACAAUGUCACUGUCUCCAACUUGUGCAGGAGGAGAGAUGUUAAAGCUGAGGUUUAACACCCAGAGCAAUAUUCAUGAUGUCGUUCUUGAAGCUGAUGAAGUCAAUCCGACUCCUGGAGUCGGGACAGAGGUGGUUUUCUAUUCAAAAGUAAAAAUUCAUACUAUAAUGAGCUUUGAUUGCAAGACUCCUCAAGAGAAAAUGGUUAAGAUUACUCUACAAGACUGCUCUCAUGGGAAUCCUGUAGAUAUAUGCCAUACUCGGCUCGAUCUAGCCGAGAGUAUCAAGGAAUGAAUGCAAGAUAAGAUCACAACAGUAGUUGAAAACCUUGAUUUUGCCAAGAAUAUGGGUCGAAUGUGUCUACAUAUCACUCCGAAAAAGUUAGUACUGAGAGAUAAAGUCAAUAUGGCUCUUGCUAAACCUCCAGUGCACACUCCAAUUAGUCGGAUGCCUACCUCUCCUCAUAAAACCCCUCAUAGAGUCUUCCAAGAGAACAAUGACAGAGAGAACACUCAUCGCGAGAGCACUCAUAGUGAGGUAGACAUGUUCUCAAGGAGUAAUCUCAGAAGAAAAACUAGUACUGGAGCAAAGGAAAAUUGGAACGAUGUCAGCUUCUGACCUCCUGAAGAAGAACCCCUGGAAGAGGAUCUGAGUGAGGGUCAAUGCCAUUAUAAAACAGAUAGGAAGAAGAGAUCUAGUAGUCAAAUAACAUUUAAGAAACCCCAAGGGAUGGGCAAGAUCAAGCCGAACGGUAGACCAAGUCAGAUUAUCAUGAGAAAUGAAUUCGACUUAACUAAUAAGAACGACCCCCUUGGUAGGAAGGGUGGAAGCUCAAUCAGAAGCGUAAUUGAAGAUUCGGUGAGCAAGAUCAGCGGCUCAGACUCUGUUUCAAAUGCUUUUAACAACAGCAUUUUUACUUCUGGUACAAAGAAAGCUAAAAAGUUAAAGGUGAGAAAUAUGAAAGAUCGUUAUACUCGGGAAAAGAAUCUAACUAAAACCUCAAAAGCACCAAUGGAUUAUCAGCUUCAUGAACCUUCCAGGAAUCUCUACAAAGAUCUUAGUGAAGCAGAUAGGAUAAAUAAACUGAGUUGCACUGCUUCUGAGUCUGGACUUUCGGUUUCUGAGAACUCCAUGGUCAGCAGCGUCUCUUCCAUUCCAAAUUUCUGUGAAAAAGACAUUGUGAAGAACGAAGAUGACAAAAUAGAAUUUGUGAACAAGUACCAACAAGCUAAGAGUAAGGAAAAGAAAUACAGGAAGGAGCUCAAGGUGCUUAAACUUGAAAGAAAGCAGCUCCAGCUCAAGACAGAGGAUGUUGAUCAGCAUCUUAAAGAAGAAUCUCAUAAAAUUAUUGAUAAAGCCAUGGCAAAGAUUAAUGACAAAAUUGAGAAAUCAGGCGGCAGACCCAAGAUGAAUAAGUUAUUAGCCAAGAACCUCAUUGGCCCUCUGCUAUCACUCUGUAUGGCUGAUCAGGAGAGAUCUGAUAUGAUAAUCGAGCUGAUUAGGAACGGUCAAAAUGAUGGAGCAGCCUCUGCUCAUUCUGUCACUCCUACAAAAUCAGUUAGAAGUACUAAAGAUAAUGGGAAAUCCAAGAGCGAAAUUGAGAAAUUACAGAAAAAGAUCAAGAAACUUGAGACUGAGAACAAAGCUCUCAGAUUCGACGUCAAUGAAAACUCUCGGCUCUUCGAAGAACAAAGCUGCAGUCUUGCAGACGAACGUAAAAGAAUGAAGAAAGUUCAGAAACAACUAGAUUCCAUUCAUGAAGAAGACAAGAAGGAGAAGGAAGGAAUCAACUCUAAAAUAAGCAACUAUAAGACAAGGAUAGUCUUCUUAGAGUCUCAAGUCGAAGAACUUGACAAGAAGAACAAGGAGUUUGAAAGUAAAAAGAAGAAGGACAAGAAAGAACAAAAGACUAAAAUAUCCAAGAUUAAGGAAGAAAAAGGAGCUGUAGAGAAGAAGCUCAAUAACUUGAGAGAGAAAUUUGAGGAUCUUAUUGAGAAUGAGAAGGCCCUCAAAGAUGAAAUUGAACUAAAAAAUCAGUCGAUAUCUAACCUUGAUACUCAAGUAAAAGACCUAGAAGCUAAACUGGUCGAAUUGAAGACCGAUUUGGCAGAUAAAAUGUAUGAACUUGAGAUCAAAUAG